GCUGUUGAACGGAUUAUUCAACCAAUCAGAGCUCGAAACUCGAGCACAAUUAAUGAUAAAGCCGGAUACAACAAACAGAUAUAAAGCACACACAGAUAUAAAGCAAUAGUUGUGUCUAGGUGUGCGAAAGCUUAAGAUCUACCCGUUCUAACAACGAUCCACCAUCUGUAUUUCGUUGUCGAUCUGGAAACAAUUGUUAGUUCUUUGCACUGCUCACAACAUCUAAAAAACACGAAUCUUCAGAUCUUGUCUUCAACGUUCUCAACGUCAGUGUGUUUUAAUUGUAAUAAUGUUUGAAGGUGAUAUAAAUGAUCUCCCGUCACAAGUGUUAUGUGAAAUGUUCGAUAGGUUAUCUUUGGACGAGCAAAACAUAGCAAAAGGGACUUGUAAGCUUUGGCUUCACAUUCUAAGCAGCGAUUAUUAUCUGCGAGCGCGACGGUUCAUUCUCUGCCCGGAAAACACAUCUUGUGGUGAGGAUGAAACCAGAGUGUGGAACCUAAAGAAGAUGAAACGCUACCGAUCAUUCGCAAUAAGGGAUGCAACAGUGACGAGGUCUACUGGCUCCCAAUUCUGGGCCAAUCUGCGGACAUUCCUGUCUACCAAGAAAGUGAUGCUCCAUAUUGAGGAUCUGCAGCUGAGAAUGCAUAACUACUCACUCGGCGAUGUGUUGGGGUUUGUGGAUCCUUGGAGUUUUCCCAGUCUCAAAACAAUCAGCUACCGUGCAUCAGUAUGGAUUGACCGGGUGGAUAUUUACCCUGGCAACCUGAGGGCUCCAAAGUUGAGGCACCUGCAGCUGGAGGACGCAAAUAUGACGAUUGCCCUUUACGUGAUGAGGUUCAGCGAGCAAAUCGAUGAACUGACUGUACGGUUUAGCGACAAAUUUAUGUUGUUCAGAACGAUUGCAGAUUGGGAAUUUUCGAGCGUACGAAGCCUAACGCUUUGCACCACAAACGCUCUCCACCUGCCUAAACUUAUACAAUAUGUUGAUUUUGGCGAUCGUCAUAUGCGAAUUUUUGCACGACUGAACUAUUUGAAAAUAAGCGAUAAAGAGAACAUAUUUUUCUCGGCCUAUAAGGAUAUUUUUCGAGCCUCGAGAAAUUUGGAAACAUUAAUUGUCGAAGGCCAUGAAAUGUGCGAAGAUUCGUUCAACGCUAUAGGCGGACUCCGACGACUGAAGGAACUAUGUUUGCUUGUCGAUAUACACAGAUACUGGGACUUGAGAAAGUUAAGCUUGCUGGAGCUCGUAACACUGACAACGUAUGUCGGAGUAAUUGCUCCGCUUCGAAAUGCACCGAAACUGAAACGUUUGUACAUUAAGAACAAAAUCUUGCGCGGAAAAUAUAUGUUUGCCAUGGAUGAUCGGCACAACACAUACAUACGAGCAAUCAGUCAGAAACUGGAAUAUCUUCACAUUCAUGGAGUGGAAUUGGACGACACGCUUUGCAAUCAGAUUUGCGAACUAACAAAUCUGAAGACCUUGAUAAUGGAACAAGUCGAAGUGCAAGAUGGUGGAAUUCGUCAAAUUCUUCGUACACUCUACAGACUGCAAAGUUUUCACCUCAUUCGGUGUAAGGUGGUGAAGAUGGUUUCGGUACUCGAUCAUUUCCGCAACGCGCGUCUGGCAGCCGAUGAAGGCUUCGCGGACGAAGACAACAUGGAUUUUCUCGAGGACAUGAAGUGUACGUAUCCGCGUUGCGAGAUUGCAACCGUUGACAACAAGUUGGAGAUCCGCUUCCACUGUGAGCUGCCAAAUUUCUUCGAGUUCGGCAUGCAUAUGGUCGCCUUACGCCGUGUUGUAAAUCGUAACUUUGUGUAGUGCAAUAUCUGGGGAUUUCUUGUAAAGUUUUGUCCUUUAUUCGCGUUAUCAAGCCGUUAGAGCAGAAAAGUAUUAGAAUAUGAUUUUAAAAAAAAUUGUGGAAACAGUUUUUAAGCAUCCAGUUUUUAAGCAACUUAGGAUUUAUCUAAUUGAUAUGCGAAGACAAAAUUUAUUAUUGACAACCAAUAUAUAUAGAUAAUGAAUGUAUUUUAACGAAAAACAAAACGAUAUGAAUCGUUUACUGUAGGUGUCGUUACUAUUUGUUGCGUAAGCUCGAGCAUAGUGUUAGGCAUGAUUUAAUUAUAAGUAGUAAAACACAACACGAGAGGGUCCACUGUAACAUUCAGUGGAACCGAGUUUUAAAAAUAUUUACUAUUUGUUGCGUAAGCUCGAGCAUAGUGUUAGGCAUGAUUUAAUUAUAAGCAGUAAAACACAACACGAGAGGGGCCACUGUAACAUUCAGUGGAACCGAGUUUUAAAAAUGUACCACACGAUUGUAUUUUAAGUUUGAUCUCAUUCCUUUCUGAUAUUUUGUAUUGACUAUGUCGACUCAUUAUUAUAUUAUUUGUAUGAUUAUUUUUUUGUAGAAAUAGUAAAGUGUAAUAAAUAUCUUAUGU
This is a messenger RNA of Toxorhynchites rutilus septentrionalis, 2433 nucleotides long. RefSeq lists its product as uncharacterized. The coding region runs from base 290 to 1816 and encodes 508 amino acids. The transcript is spliced from 3 exons. NCBI's taxonomy places the organism in Eukaryota, Metazoa, Arthropoda, Insecta, Diptera, Culicidae. The record is from RefSeq and is a predicted model, not a curated record. Gene Ontology annotation, molecular function: protein binding.